Messenger RNA from Apus apus (common swift), 5105 nucleotides. RefSeq names its product ATPase phospholipid transporting 11B (putative) (gene ATP11B). The record is from RefSeq and is a predicted model, not a curated record. Gene Ontology annotation, cellular component: recycling endosome; trans-Golgi network; plasma membrane. Gene Ontology annotation, biological process: phospholipid translocation. Gene Ontology annotation, molecular function: ATP hydrolysis activity; magnesium ion binding; ATPase-coupled intramembrane lipid carrier activity. NCBI's taxonomy places the organism in Eukaryota, Metazoa, Chordata, Aves, Apodiformes, Apodidae. The coding region runs from base 193 to 3636 and encodes 1147 amino acids. The transcript has 31 exons.
CUGUGAUGGCGGCCGCGGGGCGCGGGCGGCCGGGGGCGCCGGGGGGGCCGCGCCGCUCCUAGCUCGGCACCGGGGCCCUCGGCAUGGGGAGCAGCCGCGGCGGGCGCCGGGCCUGAGGCGGCGACGACAGCGGAGGGCGCGGCACUGCCGAGGGGGCCCCGCCGCCGGGGGCCGCGACCCGCGCCGCCGGGGAUGCUGCGGUGGGUCCGGCAGCAGCUGGGUUUUGACCCACCGCAUCAAAGCGAUACAAGAACUAUUUAUAUAGCAAAUCGGUUUCCCCAACAUGGCCAUUAUGUUCCUCAGAAGUUUGCAGACAACAGAAUCAUAUCGUCCAAGUAUACAGUGUGGAAUUUUGUUCCAAAAAACUUAUUUGAGCAGUUCAGAAGAGUAGCCAACUUUUAUUUUCUGAUUAUAUUCUUGGUUCAGCUGAUGAUAGAUACCCCUACCAGUCCUAUUACCAGUGGAUUGCCAUUAUUCUUUGUCAUAACUGUGACAGCCAUAAAACAGGGUUAUGAAGAUUGGCUACGACAUAAAGCAGACAAUGAAGUAAAUGGUGCUCCAGUGUAUGUUGUGCGAAGUGGUGGCCUUGUAAAAACUAGAUCUAAAAACAUUCGGGUGGGGGACAUUGUCAGAGUAGCCAAAGAUGAGACUUUUCCUGUCGAUCUGGUGCUUCUGUCAUCUGAUCGAACUGACGGUUCAUGCCAUGUUACUACUGCAAGUUUGGAUGGAGAGACCAAUCUUAAGACACACGUUGCAGUCCCAGAAACAGCAGUGUUGCAGUCUGUUGCCAACCUGGACAAACUUGUAGCUGUUAUAGAAUGUCAGCAACCAGAAGCAGAUCUGUACAGAUUUGUUGGAAGAAUAACUGUAAGUCAGCAAACUGAAGAAAUUGUACGACCCCUUGGGCCUGAAAGUCUCUUACUUCGUGGAGCAAGAUUAAAAAACACUAAAGAAAUAUUUGGUGUUGCAGUGUAUACAGGUAUGGAGACAAAGAUGGCAUUAAAUUACAAGAGUAAAUCUCAGAAACGGUCAGCAGUAGAAAAGUCCAUGAAUUCCUUUUUAAUUAUUUAUCUAAUAAUCCUCCUCUUUGAAGCCAUUCUGAGUACUAUUUUAAAGUAUGCUUGGCAAGCUGAAGAAAAAUGGGAUGAGCCUUGGUAUAAUGAAAAAACAGAGCAUGAAAGAAACAGCAGUAAGAUUCUGAGAUUUAUUUCAGAUUUUCUUGCUUUUCUGGUACUUUACAAUUUUAUCAUACCUAUUUCACUUUAUGUGACUGUUGAGAUGCAGAAAUUUCUUGGAUCUUUUUUUAUUGGCUGGGAUCUUGACCUCUAUCACGAAGAAACAAACCAGAGAGCACAAGUAAACACUUCGGACCUCAAUGAGGAACUGGGACAGGUGGAGUAUGUGUUUACAGACAAAACUGGUACAUUAACUGAAAACGAGAUGCAGUUUCGAGAGUGCUCCAUUAAUGGCAUAAAGUACCAAGAGGUCAAUGGUAAACUAACUCCAGAGGGGUUUUCUGAAGAUUCUCCAGAUGGUAAUAGACAUGGUUUGAUGAAAGAGGAAGAACUGUUCUUGAAAGCAGUUUGUCUUUGUCAUACAGUGCAGAUUAAUGCUGAUCAAACAGAUGGUGCUGAUGGUCCCUGGCAUGCCAAUGGAAUAACAUCCCCAUUGGAGUAUUACGCUUCCUCACCAGAUGAGAAAGCUUUAGUUGAAGCUGCGAGCCGAGUUGGAGUAGUAUUUACUGGAACUAAUGGGAACAGUAUGGAAGUAAAAAGUCUGGGAAAACCAGAAAGGUAUAAAUUGCUUCAUGUUUUGGAGUUUGAUCCAAAUCGCAGACGAAUGAGUGUCAUUGUAGAGAGUCCCUCAGGGGAAAAGCUUUUGUUCACAAAGGGAGCAGAAUCUUCCAUUCUUCCUCGUAGUAAGAGUGGAGAAAUAGACAAAACAAGGAUACAUGUGGAUGAAUUUGCUUUGAAAGGACUAAGAACUUUGUGUGUAGCCUACAGAAGAUUCACACCUGAGGAGUACCAAGAAAUUGGCAAACGCCUUCAUGAGGCCAGGACUGCCUUACAGCAACGGGAAGAAAGAUUAGCAGAUGUGUUCAACUUCAUAGAAAGAGAUCUGGAAUUACUUGGGGCUACAGGAGUAGAAGACAAACUGCAGGAAAAAGUCCAAGAAACAAUAGAAGCACUCAGGUUGGCUGGUAUCAAAGUGUGGGUGCUCACUGGAGAUAAGCACGAAACUGCUGUUAGUGUCAGUCUGUCAUGUGGACACUUCCAUAGAACCAUGAACAUCCUUGAGCUUGUGCAGCACAAGUCAGACAGUACCUGUGCAGAGCAACUGAGGCAGCUAGCCAAGAGAAUAAAGGAAGACCAUGUUAUCCAGCAUGGACUGGUUGUGGAUGGGACAAGCCUCUCUCUUGCACUCAGGGAACAUGAAAAACUGUUCAUGGAAGUUUGCAAAAACUGUUCUGCAGUGUUGUGCUGUCGCAUGGCACCCCUUCAGAAAGCAAAGGUCGUGCGACUGUUAAAAACUUCUCCAGAGAAACCCAUAACGUUAGCGAUUGGUGACGGUGCUAACGAUGUGAGCAUGAUACAAGAGGCACAUGUUGGCAUAGGAAUCAUGGGCAAGGAAGGAAGACAAGCUGUAAGAAACAGUGACUAUGCAAUAGCACGGUUUAAAUUCCUCUCCAAGUUGCUUUUUGUUCAUGGGCACUUUUACUAUAUUAGAAUAGCAACCCUUGUACAGUACUUUUUUUAUAAGAAUGUGUGCUUUAUUACACCACAAUUUUUAUAUCAGUUCUUCUGUUUGUUUUCACAACAAACGCUGUAUGACAGUGUGUACCUGACUUUGUACAAUAUUUGUUUCACUUCCUUGCCUGUCCUCAUAUACAGUCUCUUUGAACAGCAUGUGCAUCCGCAUGUAUUGCAGAGUAAACCCGUACUCUAUCGAGACAUCAGUAAAAAUGCCCAUCUGGGGUUUAAACCAUUUAUUUACUGGACCAUCUUGGGCUUCUUCCAUGCAUUUGUUUUCUUUUAUGGCUCCUAUCUUCUAAUGGGAGAAGACACUUCUCUGCUGGGAAAUGGCCAGAUAUUGAAACCUAACAGGCAAAUGAUGUUUGGAAACUGGACAUUUGGUACUUUGGUCUUCACCGUUAUGGUUAUAACUGUUACAAUGAAGAUGGCACUAGAAACUCACUUCUGGACAUGGAUAAACCAUUUUGUUACUUGGGGAUCCAUUGUAUUUUAUUUCAUAUUCUCCUUGUUUUAUGGGGGAAUUAUCUGGCCAUUUUUACAUACCCAGGACAUGUACUUUGUAUUUGUUCAACUGUUGUCAAGUGGUUCUGCUUGGUUUGCCAUAAUCCUCAUAGUAGUUGCUUGUUUGUUUCUUGAUGUUGUGAAGAAAGUGCUGUACAGACAUCUACAACCAACAAGUACUGAAAAAGCUCAGAUGUACUCCAACAGAGUUGCUUUAAGUGACGAGUUCAUCGCACUGCAGCCAUUGUCCAGGGCAAGGAAUCAGCUGAGCAAAAUUAGCUUACUGAGGCAGGUUCAGGUAUCAACUGCUUGGACUCCAUGUGCUGCUUCUCAGAUGGGGAAACAGCAUGCACAUCUGUUAGAAGAAUGCUGGAACGACUGAUGGGAAGGUGUAGUCCAGCCCGGGUCAGCAGGUGUGGCAUUUCUCUCACUAACCUUUGCUGCAGACGAUUCUCCUAUAAACUGGAACCUGAUGAACCUGCAGCAAUAGAUGUCUAGCAAACCAGCUGCAGGUUUUGCUUAUUUAAGUAGGAAAUGCAACUCCUUAUUGUACUUUUGGUUUUCAUCCUAAAAUAUUAGUUUCUUGUUUUCUUUUUUUGAGCAUUUUCUUUUGGGAUGGGGAGGGGGGGGAAAUGGUUUUCAAAAGAUUUCUGUUACAACAUUUAGUUUGGCUUACUGCAAGUUCUUGUGUUGUAUCUAUCGUAAUUUCUCUUGCUUUGUACAUUCUUCUCUUUAGAAAAUCAAGCCUUGCUGCUGUUUUUGUUCUCUUUUCUAUGAUUUAUUUUUUUUGCCUUCACGAAUCAGGAGUUCUCUGUAAAGCUGAAAGACUUUUCCCUGUGGUUCUUGAUGUACAACCUCCAAAUAUUUACCUUGGAGCUUGCAUUACUCCUGAAGAUAUACAAGAGGCUCACACUUCCCCCCUUAAAUAUAACUUCAUUGUUAGAAGGAGAAUCUUUAAAUCUUUCAGCCAUUGAUUGAUAUGAAGAUGAAAUAUUUUUGUAGUAGAACUUUUAUAAUCUAUUUCUAAAAUCAGAGGAAUUGACAGGAUAGAGCCUUCAGGUUCUAAGAAUUUUAAAUGUUUUUUUUCAGUUCUAGAAAGUAUAUUGUCAAAAUCAUGUGUGCCAUUCCAAAGUAUGUGCUAAAUAAUUCUGUUUCCUUCACAAACCACGUGUGAAACAAACCUCAGUGGGAUAAAAGCAAGUCAGAGUAAUCAAAUAGAUCCAAGGAGCAGCACUGCUCUUGCAGUCAGCCUGACUCUGAGAGCAGCUUUUACUAAAUCUGCUAAUGUGCCAUCUCCCCAUUCCCAAAUGAAGAGGGAUAACCAACAAACAUGGAAAUAUUUGGGGGUAGAAAUGAAAUUAGUCUUUUGUACAUCGUAAUCUCUCAGUCCCUGAAUGAUAUCAUGGUCCUUCAUUAGUCAAAAGGCAAACCUGAAGAAGUUGCACUUCACACAUUUUCAAGGAAACUCAUUUUGUGUUCAAAGAACUUUGUCUCUUUUGGUUAAAGGUCGUAAUAUCAUUCAUUCAGGAUGAAAUCUUCUCUGGGUCAUUUUCACCAACGAGCUUUCUCAGUUCUGAUUCUGCCUUUAGGUCUUGACUUGGUCUGUAGUACAUCUCUGUUCUGAGCUCUUGUGUUGGACACAGUGUCUGUGCUUUCAGUCAGUUUCUCUCUUCUGGCUUAUGAAAUUUACUCAACGUUUCCACAAAUCUAGGGUAUGAUUAUGCAAAAUGUUUCAUUCCAUAUGAAAAAUGAACUGUUACAAUUAAGUACAUUUUUAUUUCAAACUCUUGCUGUAUAGAAAGUGGGCAUGAUGUCUAAAAUAAACAGUUUAAUAGAAUUUUUAAUCUACAA